This is a messenger RNA of Hippocampus comes (tiger tail seahorse), 2475 nucleotides long. RefSeq names its product potassium channel subfamily K member 10-like. Gene Ontology annotation, cellular component: plasma membrane. Lineage: Eukaryota; Metazoa; Chordata; Actinopteri; Syngnathiformes; Syngnathidae. The coding region runs from base 462 to 2189 and encodes 575 amino acids. The transcript has 7 exons. Gene Ontology annotation, molecular function: potassium ion leak channel activity; outward rectifier potassium channel activity. The record is from RefSeq and is a predicted model, not a curated record. Gene Ontology annotation, biological process: stabilization of membrane potential; potassium ion transmembrane transport.
UGGUAUUACGCAUAUGCUCUCGGCACCGCCGCUGCGACGCCAGCUAGUGUUGCUCUUUCCAAGCUGUAUGCGGCUACCUCAGGGGAUGCGGUGCAGCAGCACAUCACGACGUAUACGUAAAAAUUCCGCAAAAAUGUAAGCGUACGUCCCGCCCCCCACCCACCCUCGUCGGAGCGCCGUCUUCUCCUCGAGUCCAUGCAACGUUGUUUAUCUACUCCCGAGUCCCCCGAUGCUUGAUGCAGUGGGUGUGCGCCGUAGGUGAAGGAGAAGGAAUAGGAGCGGCAUCUCACAAGCCUCCCCCAAGUCACCACAGCAAGACGCUCUCACCGUGGAGGAUGUGUUUUUAUUCGCUGCCGUUCUCGAUUCUCUCUCGGUUAAAAGCAACGCACAAGACUGAAAGGGCGCCGAGAGAUUAAAGAGAUAUUUUCCUCGUAGAAACGUCUGGAGCCUGGACCACCAAGAUGAAAUUUCCCAGUGAAAAUCCAAGAAAACCAGGGAACAGCCCGUCACCAGUGGCAGUUCAGACUAAUUUGGUCCCACCCAAAAAGAUGCAACCGGGUAUGCUUCAAUCCAGUCUGGUGCACGCCAGUGUGGCAACUAUGCAGAACCCAAUGGGAUGCUCUUUGCCCCGACUCUCCAUCUCCCGGCCCACGAGCAUGGUAGCCAGCAUGGAGGCAGUAGCUGACGGCGCGGCUCCUUUUACCAUGAUGAAACUGAAGACGGUGCUGGCGGUUUUCGUGGUGGUGGUGGCUUACUUGGUGGCGGGAGGACUGGUGUUCCAAGCACUCGAGCAGCCAUUUGAAAACAACCAGAAGAUCACCAUCACGGCAGAAAAGGCGGCGUUCCUGCAAAAGCAUCCCUGCGUGUCCCCAGAUGAGCUCGAGGCUCUCAUCAAACACUCUGUUGAUGCUGUGAACGCCGGUGUGAAUCCUGUUGGUGAUACCUCCUAUAACUCUAGCCACUGGGAUCUGGGUAGUGCCUUCUUCUUUGCUGGAACAGUUAUCACCACCAUAGGGUAUGGUAACAUCGCUCCGAGCACUGAGGGAGGAAAGAUUUUUUGCAUUCUAUAUGCAAUAUUUGGCAUCCCAUUGUUUGGAUUCCUCUUGGCAGGGGUUGGUGACCAGCUAGGGACCAUAUUUGUCAAAAGUAUUGCCAAAGUGGAGAUCAUGUUCCGGAACAAACACAACCAAAUCAGUCAAACUAAAAUCAGAUUGGCAUCCACCCUCCUCUUCAUCCUGGCCGGCUGCAUCCUGUUUGUGACCAUCCCAGCUGUGAUCUUCAAACACAUCGAAGGUUGGACAGCUCUGGAGUCGACGUAUUUUGUCGUCAUCACAUUGACAACUGUUGGGAUAGGAGACUAUGUGGCAGGCGGAAAUCGGAGGAUUGAGUACCGCAAGUGGUAUAGACCUCUGGUGUGGUUCUGGAUCCUGGGUGGUCUGGCCUAUUUUGCUGCAGUACUAAACAUGAUUGGCGACUGGUUGAGGGUGCUGUCAAAAAAGACCAAAGAAGAGGUUGUGGAAAUCAAGGCUCAUGCAGCAGAAUGGAAAGCAAACGUGCGAGCAGAGCUGAGAGAAACGAGGCGGCGUAUGAGCGUCGAGGUCAGCGACAAACUUCAGCGAGCUGCCACUAUUCGCAGUAUGGAAAGACGACAACUCGGCCUGGAUCAACGUGCGGUGUCCAUGGAUAUGCUUUCUCCAGAACGCCGAGCCAUUUUCAACAGUCUCGACACCAACAGCUACAAAACCUCCUCCCAGGAGAGUAUCGACACCAAGUUGAACAAUCUUCGACUAAGGGGCGCUGAGCAAUGCGACCGUCAGUCCAACCACCAAACAACAUCUGAGGACAACAUUUUUAACCGCCUGGGUUCUGUCACUAAGCUGGCCAAACGCAACAGGAAUCGAGAACUGAAGACAAACAUCACAGAAGAAGCUCGCCGUCCGCAUAGUGAAGCUUACGGUUGGAUUACACCCACCUUUGAUUGUAGCACACCUAUCAUGGAUGAAGGGAAGAGCAAGGAUGAGGAAAACGAAGAGGCCGAAGACAAAGAAUGCAAUACAAGCUUGUCUGAAUUUCCAUUGUUUGUAGAGCCUUACACGUCACAUAAUGGGCUUAUUCUGGAACAAACCAAAGAGAACAAGAAUGAUGAAGCACUUGAAAUGAAAGCGCUACAUAUUGAGAUGAGCCCUUAAUAGUCUGUAAAUUGUUUUCAAAUGCCACCAUUUGUGCCUUAGGUUUUCUCUUUCACCAGUAUGUGCUUAAGCAGGACCAAUGCCUGCUUCUUUGUGCUACUGUACACGUAUGCUGUUCUGUUGACAUGCAGUAUUCACAGUGCCCAAAGAAUAUGAGCUAGACAUUAUUUAUAUUGGCUUCACCAUGAUCCAGUGUAAUAAUGCAAAAUACCCUCAGAGGUUGUGCACUUCUAUUAAUGAAUGGUCACUGGGUAAAGUGUUCCUCCAGCAAGUGCUAAAGAAGAGG